This is a messenger RNA of Toxotes jaculatrix (banded archerfish), 2173 nucleotides long. RefSeq names its product GDP-L-fucose synthase-like. Gene Ontology annotation, molecular function: GDP-L-fucose synthase activity. NCBI's taxonomy places the organism in Eukaryota, Metazoa, Chordata, Actinopteri, Toxotidae. Bases 479 to 1525 code for a protein of 348 amino acids. The record is from RefSeq and is a predicted model, not a curated record. The transcript is spliced from 10 exons. Gene Ontology annotation, biological process: nucleotide-sugar biosynthetic process.
AUGUAAUGAUCUUUUGCUGCACUGGCGCUCUCUUAGCCCCACUCAUAAAAUAACAGUCACUGAAAGCAAUGAAUGUGACAGCGGUCACCUGCUAGCUAACACCAACUUUGGCUAAUAGCGUUAGCUUGUGUGGCUGACUUUGCAUGUCACAGCACGGUUCUGUACAAACUAGUUACCUGCGACUAAAAGCAGGUAACCAGUAACAGGUUAACCUGUGGACACGCGUUUUUAAACAUUACCCAGAAAUACACGUUAGCUAUAUAGCACGUUAGUUUUUUUAGUCAGGCUUGUUACAAUUAGCUGUCCAACGCCUCUGACUUAUUAAAUGCUCUGUUUGUUUUUGAGGCUUGUAAAAAUUAAAUAAAUUGAGCUGCUGAAUGACGCCGCACUUACCUGAGCUUUCAGCACUGGAAACACCUGAGUGCCGCUGGUUCACACUGCUGUCGGUGAGCCGUCUGUGCUCUGUGAUCAACACAGGAUGUCCGCAGGUCUUCAAAAGUCAGAAGAAGCACAAAGUUCAGCUCCUCCAGAAUCACUUCUUACCAGGAUGAGCUGUCACGACAAUCACACCGCUCCAAUGAGGGUGUUGGUGACAGGAGGGUCCGGGUUGGUGGGCAGGGCCAUACAGCAUGUGGUCAAAGAGGAGGGGGGAGCCAAGGAGGGGGAAGAAUGGAUAUUCCUCUCCUCUAAAGAUGCCAACCUCAUGAACAUGGAGGAGACACGGGCAGUGUUUGAGAAACAUCGGCCAACCCACGUCAUCCACCUGGCUGCUAUGGUUGGAGGGCUUUUCAAGAACAUGAAGUACAACCUGGACUUUUGGAGGAACAAUAUCUACAUCAAUGAUAACGUGCUGCAGGCAGCACAUGAAGUGGGUGCCGUCAAGGUGGUGUCGUGCCUGUCCACCUGCAUCUUUCCGGAUAAGACCACCUAUCCUAUCGAUGAGACCAUGAUCCAUAAUGGCCCUCCUCAUGAGUCAAACUUUGGCUAUGCCUAUGCAAAGAGAAUGAUUGAUGUUCAUAACAGGGCGUAUUUCCAGCAGCAUGGGCGCUGCUAUACAGCCGUGAUUCCCACUAAUGUGUUUGGUCCUCAUGACAACUUCAGCAUUGAGGAUGGUCACGUGCUGCCAGGCCUCAUCCACAAAGCAUACACUGCUCAAAAGGAGGGGAAGCCCCUGGUGGUCUGGGGCUCUGGCACUCCCAGGAGACAGUUUAUUUACUCUUUGGACUUGGCUCGUCUCUUCCUGUGGGUCUUGAGAGAAUAUCCAGAGGUUGAUCCAAUCAUUCUCUCCGUUGGAGAGGAAGAUGAAGUGUCCAUCAAAGAAGCAGCAGAAGCAGUUGUUCAGGCUUUAGGCUUUAAAGGAGAAGUUGUAUAUGAUACCAGGAAAGCAGAUGGCCAAUUCAAAAAGACGGCCAGUAAUGCAAAGCUGCGUCACUACCUGCCAGACUUCACCUUCACACCCUUCACACAAGCUUUAAAGGAAACCUGUGAUUGGUUUGUUGCCAAUUAUGACACUGCCCGCAAGUGAAAACUCAGCAUAACGAGUUGGCACAAAGUCUGUGGAUCCACGGGCCGUUCUGAUGGAAGAGACGAUGAUUAGAGGAGAUGGUUGUGAUGGCAAAGGGACAGUGAAAGGGCUGGAAGAAAACAAGGCUGGUUCAUCUGCACAGACAGAAGUCUGUGGGUUUGAUUCUGCCACUCCUGUCUUUGCACUCAGUGAGCUGGAUGCUCAGUGCAUACCUGUAACACCAUACUGUAAUAUGUUGUUGCAGACAUGGUUUUCUUUAAGUAUAAUAAAGAAUCUAUUGUAAUUGUAGGCAUAGUAUUCUACGACCUGUGUGUAGAAUUUUCAGGGUUUUAUUCACUACGGUAGUGUUAGCCAUCUGAAUCGUUAAUUGACUGCUUCAAUCUUUAAUCCAGGUGCUGGCACAACUUGUAAUUUCAGUAACUGUCUAUCUAGUACAAACUUUUUUUCAGCAGUACAAAUUGCCCUCAUUAUUGAAGGGUUUGGGAUUUAGAAAUUUAAAUGACUUGGCCUUGGUUCACUUUAUUUAACAACCAGAAUACAGGUUAUGGUAUGAGGUGUUUAAUUUGGUGGUUUGGAUGUUUUUUGUUUUUUUGUUUUUUUACUCAGAAUGUUGCCACUGAGCAAAAUAAAUGUUUUAUAUUGUUACAA